Messenger RNA from Monascus purpureus, 2108 nucleotides. NCBI's taxonomy places the organism in Eukaryota, Fungi, Ascomycota, Eurotiomycetes, Eurotiales, Aspergillaceae. The record is from the annotation of a GenBank genome assembly.
UGGUGCUAUUCUGCCGGGCGGUGAGAACAGCGCGAGUGACGCAAGCAAAAAUUGCUUCGAAGGAGGACCCGGAACGUUCAACUUCCAUCGUCCUCCCCUUCCCACGCUUGGCAUUCGGAUUACAUCCUUUUGCAUGGGUUUUUUGGUCAGCUUUUAACCCACGCGAGGAUGCCUAAGAAUUGAAACGCAUAAUGGCCAAGCGCCUCUCCGGCUAUUCUGUGCUCCUUCGCCGGCCCGUCGCAACAGCCAUUCCUUGGGGGAAGAGGACUAUUGUGAUGGAGGGUUUUCCUUACAGAGUGACUGGCAUUCACAAAGCCAGUUAUAUUAGGUCGUUUUCUACAUCACAAAAUUGGAAACAAUCGCAGAAGGGGGGCGACAAUGAAAGGACGAAAGGCUCCUUCGGGUCUCGCCUGCGGGUAGCAUUGCGGCACACUAAGGUGGAAUGGUAUCCAAUUUCGGUCGGUCUUGGAAUUGGCCUUAUUGGCUUGAUCCAAAUCUAUAGGUCACAGCGUGCAGAAAAAUGGCGUGGGGAUCGGGAGGCUGAAAACGAAGGUUUCGACGAUGAAAGGCCUCCUCGUCGUCCGAGGGUUCGGCCUGACGGACCCUGGCAUGUCCAGAUCAUGUCUACUUUGCCCCUAAAAGCAAUCUCUCGACUAUGGGGACGAGUUAAUGAGUAUACAAUACCAUAUUACCUUCGUGUCCCAGGUUUUCGGCUAUAUUCGUGGCUGUUCGGUGUCAACCUGAACGAAGUAUCGGAACCUGAUCUUCACAACUAUCCUAAUUUGGCCGCCUUCUUUUACCGUCAACUUAAACCUGGCUCACGACCUUUGGACCCUCAUCCUAAUGCAAUAUUGUCUCCUUCUGACGGACGUAUCCUUCAAUUCGGUACUAUAGAGCGUGGUGAGGUCGAGCAGGUUAAGGGAAUGACGUAUAGUUUGGAUGCACUCCUGGGUUCUGCGACACCCGAGUAUGCCGAUCACAGCAAGAGAUUUAGGGAUCACAGGUUGGGGCCAACGCAAAAAGAUGCGGAGCAGGUGGCGGCGGACGAGGAGUUUGCCAGGGUAAACAACAUAUCCUACACACUUCCCACCCUUCUUUCUGGAGAUCCGGAGGCACAAACAAAAGGACUAUCUAUGGAUGUUUCUACAAAAUCGCAAUGGAGUUCUGAGUCUGAGGUCAGAGCGGACUUGGCACGCGGGGAUGCCAGACCAUGGUAUACUCCCAAGCCGACGUCAAAUAACGCACUCUACUAUGUGGUCAUCUAUCUUGCCCCUGGCGACUAUCACCGCUUCCACUCACCGGUUCCCUGGGUUGUUGAGAGCCGCCGCCACUUUGCUGGCGAGCUGUAUUCGGUAUCACCUUACUUACAGAAGCAUCUCCCGGGUCUCUUCACUCUCAAUGAGCGGGUCGCUCUUUUGGGCCGCUGGCGUUGGGGUUUCUUCAGCAUGACGCCCGUUGGCGCGACCAAUGUAGGCUCAAUAAAGAUCAAUUUCGAUGCCGAGUUACGCACCAACAGCUUCACCACCGACACCGCUGCAGAUAGGGCUGCAGCGUUGGCUGCUAAACGUGGCGAGCCAUACCAUGGCUUCGUCGAAGCAACCUAUCAUCAUGCGAGCAGGACUCUUGGUGGGCAUGCGCUCAACCGCGGAGAAGAAAUGGGCGGCUUCCAGCUAGGCAGCUCGAUUGUGCUCGUAUUCGAGGCUCCGGUGGGAGCUCGGCAGUCCUUCGAGGUCGGCUGGGGUGAAGGUGAACGCAAAGAAGGUUGGAAUUGGGCCAUUGAGAAGGGCCAACGUAUUAAGGUUGGUGAAAAGUUGGGAUACGUGGAAAUAUAGUCGUUACACUGGGGUAGCGGAGCACAACAGGGAGGUCCGUUGAAUGGGGACUCGCUGCCACCGCAUUGAAAGAGCACAUUCCUUCCCACGCCUCCCGUCCCUGUUCUCUCAUAUUAUCGUCUUCCCAUGGUUUUCUUGAGUUAUCUUUGUUCUGUAAAAUAUAUAUCUCCCACAUUGCAGUGUCGGUCUUGGGACAUAAUAAGUCGCGGAUCUUCUUGAGCGCGGCUGUUGGGGUAUCAUUAAGGAUACGUUAAAAUAGUGGAAGUUGGACACCCU